AUGGCGGCUUCUAGUGUGAGGAAGAAUGUCUUCUGCAUAUGGUCUUCGCAAAGUGGAAAAUGCCAAUUGCCUCCUGGUUUUCAUAGCGAAAAUCUGACAAACUCUGUGCUGUCUCUUGGCCAGGCUGUUGGGAGGGAGCUCUGCCCGGCUGCUGCUGCAGGACAGAGGGCGGCUGCAUGGACAGACAGCACAGUGAUUGGAGCCCUUGUCCUCGCGGUUGGGAUUUAUGCAGAAGUUGAAAGACAGAAGUACAAAACUCUAGAAAGUGCCUUUCUAGCCCCAGCAAUUAUUUUAAUACUUUUGGGCAUUAUAAUGUUCCUCGUAUCUUUUGUGGGUGUACUGGCUUCUUUAAGAGAUAAUUUAUGCCUUCUUCAAGCCUUCAUGUACAUUCUUGGUAUCUGCUUGCUGAUUGAGCUGACUGGUGGAGUGGUGGCCCUGAUCUUCAGAAACCAGACAAUCAGCUUUUUGAAUGAUAAUAUAAGAAGAGGAAUUGAGAAUUACUACGAUGACUUAGACUUCAAGAACAUCAUGGAUUCUGUUCAAAAGCAGUUUAAGUGCUGUGGUGGGGAAGAUUAUAAAGAUUGGUCACAAAACGUGUACCAUAACUGUGCGGCGCCAGGACCGCUGGCCUGCGGGGUGCCAUACACUUGCUGCGUCACAAAUAAGACAGACACUAUCAACACUAUGUGCGGAUAUAAAACCAUUGACAAAGAGCGCUUGAGUGUUCAGCGUGUUAUAUAUGUCCGUGGGUGCACGAAUGCAGUGCUUAUUUGGUUUUUGGACAACUACAGCAUCAUGGCUGGCGUGCUGCUUGGCAUAUUGCUACCCCAGUUCCUGGGAGUGUUGUUAUCUUUGCUUUACAUAACUCGGGUGGAAGAUAUCAUCACCGAGCACAAGCUGAGUGAAAGACUGUUUGAAGAAGCACGGCAGAGAUCUGCCCCCGAGUUUGCUGGAGCCGGCUGCUGCAUGUGUUACCCGGGGUGACUUUGGAAACCUCAAAUAUAGUUAAAAAAAAAAAAAGCAAAUCCACCUGUUCUGAUUUGUGCUGGCUUCUGCAGUAUUACAGACUGUGGGUGUAAUGAAUCGGCCAGCAGACCGGUGGCGGGUCGGCAGCGCGCCGAUACCGCCCUAGCCUCGUCGCUCUCGGUGUGUCUGCAACCAAAGACGUACCAGAAAGGCUCCGUGCUGCCGACGAUGCUGCUGCGGUAUCGCGAUCCUGCUGGAAGGUGCAUUGUGGAUAACUAAAUCUUUUUUUUGGUGAUUACUGAGUGAUACGCAGCCGGGAAAACUAUUUUGGGAAGAUUUGAAGGUAAAUUUCUAGGAAGAGCCUUUGCGUCUUGGGAUGUCAUAUUUAAAUGUUUGUCCUUUCCAACUUUAUUUUCUUACUCCUUCCAAAAAAGACUUCUUACUGAUCUACGUGGUGAAUAUUAAGUAUGUGUUUAGUAAAUUUUUUAUGCUAAUCUCAAUCAAUUUACUGACAAUAAUGGAUGGGAUGCUGAACACUUUCAUUGCUCAGCCUUUUGUGCCUUUUAAUAAUGGGGCAGAUGCCAAUGUCGUAUCAAUCAGGUAAUGCUUGAUGUAUUUUUAAUGCAAUUUAUUACUGUCUGGCUUUUGUAUAAACUUAGGGGAUGUUUGAGUCUUGUCUGUACUGUAUUUUUACCCUUUAGUAAAUUAACUAGGUGAUUUUUUUUUUUGUAGUUCUGUAUGUCGAGAUGU
Messenger RNA from Pygoscelis adeliae (Adelie penguin), 1716 nucleotides. It is a transcript of the gene TSPAN15, whose product is annotated as tetraspanin 15. Bases 1 to 984 code for a protein of 327 amino acids. Gene Ontology annotation, cellular component: membrane. The record is from RefSeq and is a predicted model, not a curated record. Lineage: Eukaryota; Metazoa; Chordata; Aves; Sphenisciformes; Spheniscidae. The transcript has 9 exons.